Molecule: messenger RNA, 6129 nt
Organism: Larimichthys crocea (large yellow croaker)
Lineage: Eukaryota; Metazoa; Chordata; Actinopteri; Sciaenidae
Gene: pear1
Product: platelet endothelial aggregation receptor 1
Exons: 23
Coding region: 236-3328 (1030 amino acids)
Molecular function (GO): protein binding
Source: RefSeq, a predicted model, not a curated record
UUGGCUCCACUUCAGGACCCUCCCCCGCUGGAUGCGACCGCUCUCUUUCUGUCUCUUUACACUCUUCUCAAUGUUUAUAGCGCCUGAAGAUUUUUCUAAGUGUGUGAGCUCUUGAAAAGAAAAAACGCAUUUCUUUUUUUUUCUUCUUUCUUCUUCUCAUUUUUCGUCCUUGGGAAGUGUAACUGCAAUAAUAUAGAGCGACAAAUAAUCCGGGAGUUCUUGGCCGGCGAGGACCAUGCCGACUCUGCAGAGCUCCGCCGCCUUGCUGCUCUUUAGCUUCCUGAUUGGUCUGAGCUACUCCCUGAACCCAAAUGACCCGAAUGUGUGCAGCCUGUGGGAGAGCUUCACCACCUCAGUGAAGGAGUCCUUCUCACAUCCUUACGACCACGUGACAGAGGAGCCCUGCUCGGACCCUCGGACCUCCUACAGAUGCACGCGCCACAGGAUCACCUACAAGACGGCCUACAGGCAGGCGGUGAAGACAGACUACCGCAAGAGAUACCAGUGCUGCCCAGGCUAUUACGAGAGCAGAGACAAUUGUGUCCCUCGCUGCACUAAGGAGUGCGUCCAUGGUCGAUGUGUCGCUCCGGACCGGUGCCAGUGCGAGGGAGGCUGGCGUGGCGACGACUGUUCCAGCGCCUGUGAUGACAAACACUGGGGGCCAGGCUGCGGUCAGCAGUGCAAGUGUGAGAACGGAGCUCUCUGCGAUCCAGUCAAGGGCGCCUGUCAGUGUCCUCCGGGGUUCAUCGGACGCUACUGUGAGGACUCGUGUCCAGCAGGGACCUUUGGGAAAGGCUGCCUGCAGAGGUGUAAAUGUGGGACUGGAGGAACCUGCGAUAAAGCAACCGGAGAGUGUUUAUGUCGGGAUGGAUUCACUGGGACUUUCUGUGAGAAGGCCUGUCAGGCCAGGAAAUGCCAGGCACGUUGCCCCUGCCAGAAUGGUGGUAUCUGUCGGGGCAAAGGGAUCUGCGCUUGCCCCCCUGGAUGGACGGGUGCAGUUUGCACAGAGCGAUGUCCAGAGGGAAGGUUUGGACCAAACUGUGCUGAGGAGUGUGUCUGUCACAACAGGGGUAAAUGUGACCCUCAAACUGGACAGUGCCAGUGUGCCAAAGGUUUCACCGGUUACAGGUGUAACGAGGAGUGUGCUGCAGGUACUUAUGGUCAGGACUGCGAAGGUGUGUGCGACUGUGCAAACGGUGCACGCUGCUACAACAUCGAUGGAGGCUGUCUAUGCGAGCCGGGCUUCCGUGGUCCACACUGCAGGGACAGGAUGUGUGGACAUGGCAAAUACGGCAUGCACUGUGAACGCACCUGUCUCUGCCAGGACAAGCACACACUCAGCUGUCACCCAAUGAAAGGAGAAUGCACGUGCCAACCUGGGUGGGCGGGACUGUUCUGUAACGAGACCUGCGCUCACGGUUUCUACGGUCACGGUUGCUUGGAGCCGUGUCUGUGUGUGAAUGGAGGGGUGUGUGACAGCGCCACCGGCCAAUGCCAUUGUGCCCCCGGGUUCACGGGGGUUCACUGUGAGAGUUCAUGUAAAAGUGGCACCUAUGGCAAGAACUGCUCCCUGGAGUGCUCCUGUAAAAACUUUGUCGAUUGCUCGCCCAUCGACGGGACUUGCUUCUGCAAAGAAGGCUGGCGAGGGCGGGACUGUUCCACCCCCUGCUCGGAGGGAACCUGGGGCCCAGGAUGCAACGCCACCUGCCACUGUGCCAACGGGGCAAAAUGUAAUCCUGCAGAUGGAUCCUGCACCUGCACAGCCGGCUGGCAGGGGGCGCGCUGUGACCAACCUUGCCUGAUGGGCACGUUUGGGCCAGGCUGUCUGAAGAGGUGUGAUUGUGUUCAUGCCGACGGCUGCCAAGCUACCACUGGGGAGUGCCACUGUCUGCCAGGUUGGUGGGGUCCUCGUUGUAGCGAGCCAUGUUCAGAGGGCUUGUGGGGGCGCCACUGUAAUCAGACCUGUUUCAAGCAUUGCCCCAACAGUGACACAUGCUUGAGGGAGACUGGAGCAUGUGUGUGUCGCCCAGGCUACUGGGGAGUGACGUGUCAGAACAAGUGCAGAGCUGGUAUGUACGGAGAGCAGUGCAGCAUGUCAUGCCCGUCCUGCGGCCAGUCGUACCGCUGCCACCAUGUGACAGGAGAGUGUGAUUGCCUACCUGGAUACACUGGAGUCAACUGUGAUCAAGUGUGUCCAGCUGGCUACUAUGGCAAACUGUGUUCUGAGGUGUGUGUUACCUGUGCCAACAACUCCACAUGCAACCACCGGGACGGCCACUGUGAAUGUUUGCCUGGCUGGACUGCUACCGACUGCUCCAUACCCUGUACUCCAGGACGCUUUGGCCCGUUCUGUACUCAGACCUGCUCCUGUCCAACCAACCUUAUCUGUGACCGAUUUACCGGAGACUGUCUGUGUGAAAGUGGAGGAGAUGACUGUAAACAAGACUCGUCUGAGCAGUCAGGGAGUGUUAUGGUUCCUCUUCCUCCUGGUGAGAGGGAGUCAUGGGGAGCCAUCGGUGGCAUCGUCGUGCUUGUCAUCCUGGUGGUGUUGCUGCUGGCUCUGCUGCUGCUCUACCGCCGCAGGCAGAAGGACAAACAGAACAACACGCCAACCGUCUCCUUCUCCACCAGCCGCACGGUCAACUCUGAAUACGCUGUUCCAGAUGUUCCUCACAGUUACCACCACUACUACUCCAACCCCAGCUACCACACACUGAGCCAGAACAGGCCUCCGCUGCCACACCUCCCCAACAACCAUGACCGCACCAUCAAGGUGAAUGUCAACUCUGUUACAAUCAACUCGAACACCAACAACCAGCUGUUCUGCAGCGUGAAAAACAUGGAGAGGGAGAGACGGGGCUUGUUUGGGGUUGAGAGUAAUGCCACUCUACCUGCAGACUGGAAACACCACGAGCCACGCAAAGACUCAGGAGCUUUUGGAAUCGACCGGAGCUACAGCUACAGUGCCAGCCUCGGAAAAUAUUACAACAAAGAGCUGAAGGACACGGUGGCGGUGAGCAGCAGCUCUCUGAACAGCGAGAAUCCUUACGCCACCAUCAAAGACCUGCCCGGCCUGCCCUUCUGCCCCCCGGAGAGCAGCUACAUGGAGAUGAAGUCCGCCGUGCCCAGAGAGCGAGCGUACACUGAGAUCAGCCCGCCACCGUUCAACACGGCCACCUUACGCCGAGAGCGUCAGAGUUCCCUCGGUCACGCUCCACACGAGGACCCCCAGAGCCACUACGACCUCCCCGUGAACAGCCACAUCCCGGGACACUACGACCUGCCUCCUGUCCGCCGCCCCCCUUCCCCAAGGAGAACACCUCAGUGACAGUCACAGCAGCAAGCUUCCCCCCUCCUCACUUUGAGGAUGAUUUCAGGCCUCAGGAAAGAGCAAAACUUUACGCUCUUCUCUGACAAUCAGAGCUGUAGACCAUCCACAGGGCAGCCACGGGGUAGUCUGUCCCACCAAGGAACCAUUGUUUACAGUGGAUGCCCCCCCUUUUAACUAAACACUGCCCCUUUGUGGACUAAAGCGGUACUUGCUUCACCGUGACAGACUUGCCAUCCAGACUGGGGAGCCAGCAGGCUGUGGUGAGGAAGGCUGGACUGUGGCGACGCCAGCGGGGCUUCAGCUGCAUUCACCUCCCAUGGGGAAAAAAUACGCCAGAAGACUUUUUAGAGUUAAAAGCAGCAACUUGGGGAUGUUUAUCUGUUUGAACUCGAGUAAACAUGCUUUGCUUGCUACUGAUCAGCUGUUUUUUUUUUUUUUUUAAAAGGGCACUUUUAUCAGAAUUCAAAUUUUCUUUUGUCCUCAUCAUCAGAAAUGUAGAUGUUGUUUGAAGUUACUUUGCUUUUUAUGUUACAUUUUCAAAAUCCCUGCAGCUUUGGAUGAACUCUUCACAGCUGGACAUCAAAAAAAGCAAAGAGACAAAGGUCAUGGGACUGAAUAGUGCCCGCGUGAGACAAAUCACACAAAAGAUGUUGUUUCUUUGCUGCUGAUAUGCAGGUUUCAGGCACCAAAGAUUUGUUUACCACCUGAAGGCUGUGAUGAACAGCAUUUUUUUUUUUAGAUAAUUCAUAUCAUUAUCUCUCCCCAAAUGUGGCAUUUAGAGACACAAUGGUUCACGUGUCUCUUGCUGGUUUAAACAAACGUGGCUCACUCGUUGCUGCUGUCAGAUGAAAACUUUGUAAAUAUGGAAAUAAAUGUAUUUUUAGCUUCACAGUAAUGCAGAACAGCCCUAUUUUAAGACGAUCGUGUUCAAUAAGAGAUCAAAUGAGAGCUCAGUGUUAGCACACACAGUGUUUAUGUUGGAAGAAAUAAGCCGUCAUCGCACAGAAAAUUACAAGCCAAAUCAAAGCAGCGUCAUGAAUGUCAAUGCAGUGUCCUACAGUAACUUUUGUCUUUGCAUUAAACGGGCUGGUUUACCCAAAAAUACAUUUAGCUCCAGCUGGUAGCAUUGAACUCGUCCACGUAUUCUUCUCCUACGUUACCCACAAUGCAACUACACUGCCAAUAGUUCUAUCAGAGCUUCGCUUGUGUGUUAUUUCUAGGAACGGUUCAAGCUGCUAGCCUCAAGCAGAGGUGAGAAACGGGCGACGGGAGGUGUGGUGAAGUCACACACCUCCAGAUUUUUGUCAUUUUCACACUUGUGGUCUUCGACCCCACGACUGACGCUGCCUCAAGUGACAUCACUUGAGGCAGCUUCACACCGGAGGCACUAAAACUUAUUUUACAUAUGCAGUAUGACUCUUUCAAGAGGUUUUUUUAUGUUGUACAGUCUGGCUGAUAUUCACUCUUGAGAUUUACGCUGCCAAUAAAAUGUCACCGUGAACUGAAACCACUUCUAUCCAAAGAUAGUCCUGAUGAAAACUAUCUGACAGUGUGUUCUGGUUGUUUUUGUAUUUUUAUUUUCAAUGUUGAGAAGCACAAAAACUCUAUUCACCUCCUUUUUUAUUAGGAGUGGAGGGAGAAACCCGGACAAUAUAAAACCAAAACUACUCGUAUGACUAAAUAUUGUGUUUAAUUAGUCAUUUUUCCAUAAUUGUAUUUAAAACUAUGUAAAUUAUCAGUGAGUUUGCUUCAAGGAGUUUUAAACAGUAAAAAAAAAACUACUUUUAAGUUUAUCAAUAACCAAAGUCUUGUGUUGCCUCUGAAUCAUUUUAAGAUUCGGAACCAGUCAAUCAUAUAAUAGAAACCCUGUGUACCAGAAAGAAUGUACAGUGUGCUUUAAAUGCUAUAGUUUUGGGUAGAGCUUCAGCUUUUUUAAAAAUGUUUUAUGUAUAGCCAUAUAUUUUUUGAAUGUAACCAUGGAAACAUGUGUAUAUAAUGUAAAUAAAAAGGGCUGCACUUUUCAUCUGUGGUUUUUGAAUGACAAAUGUAACACGCAGGCGCUCACUGAAAAAUUUUAUUAAUUAUUUUAGAAAAGAAAAAAUGAACAAAAAAAAUCAAAAAACGUCAUGGCUUCUCCAUAAACUUACAGUAAUGGCUGAAAUAACACAAAUCCAACUUCAAGCAAGUUACAACUUUGGCAUUAAAGUCUCAGAACAAGAAAUCCCUUUUGUGUAACCUUUGUGGUAAGUCCUUCAAACGAUUCACGAGGCCUCCAAUCGAGACUUUAACAAGGAGAGUUCGGGAUUUCACAAAGACCUUUUAAGAACACGUCUGCGGUUUGGAUGUGAUUUUGUAACAUGAAGUUUAUUUCUGGUUUACAUUCAGUCAGACCCUGAUCUGUUCUGAGAGGGAUGAUGCAGUUCAUGGUUGCAUAUAUUUAGUUAUACAGUUAUUGUGUCAUACAUCUAAUGUGCAUAUGAGAUAAAUCUGUGCCAAAUACUAAACAUUUUUGGAGCUAGCCAUUUCGAUUGUUGUGUACUUUAAAGGCACUUUGGGGAUUGUAGUGUCACAAAUCAGACGUCUGCUUCAGGCAAAAACUACAAAAAAAAACUAAUGUGGCGACAAAACCAUCUAUUAAGUAUAAUAGAAACAAAACAAUCAAGCUAUCAAGUAUCUUCCAUAAAUGCUUUGAUAUGCGUUUCACUGGAAUAUAAAUGACUAAAGCUGCCGGACUACAGUACAAAAUCUACCUGCUGUGCAUAUCCUCAAUAAAAAGCAGUGCAUGAAGCCAAAAAAAA